Messenger RNA from Linderina pennispora, 1272 nucleotides. RefSeq lists its product as uncharacterized. NCBI's taxonomy places the organism in Eukaryota, Fungi, Kickxellomycota, Kickxellomycetes, Kickxellales, Kickxellaceae. The record is from RefSeq and is a predicted model, not a curated record. The transcript has a single exon. The coding region runs from base 199 to 1188 and encodes 329 amino acids.
UGCAGGCACCGUACUCGACAGACCGUGGCUCCCGGCGCAGCGCAGGCAGCGGCAUAAGUGGCGAUGACAGCAGCUCAGAAAAGACUGAAUGUAUUAGCGCGUACUUGCCAACCGAGACUGCUUUUGGAGAGCAUAGCGACGAGUCUGGUGUGCGCGAGCAAUCGCCAUCGAUCCCGCUAAUAGCAUCAACAGCGGCAAAUGAAGCAGGUGGCACAUGGCUCUAACGGCAACGAUAGCUCUUCAGCGCCCGAUCCACUUGUCAUGCACUACGGUGAGUCAGCACCUGUGUUCUCCAAUGCUGAUGCGCCCAAUCUCAGCACAUACAUGGCGAUGGAUGGCGACCAGGAGAUGAAGGAGAAAGACUACAUGCCGCUGUGCAACCUGCUGACCAAUGCAUUCCACAACUCGACAAAAGGCGGUGAUGUUGUGCUGAGUAGUGCGUACAGCCAGGAUAAUGCAGAGCCCGACGACUCUACCGCCACAGGCCACCAUUCUAGCAGCACCAUAGCAGCAGCUGGUAGUACCGCUAGUGAGGGCGAGCUGGGGUUGGCUGGCGACCCGUCGAUAUUCAAGCUUGCAAUGAACGGCGGAUUUGCGCCCGGCGAUGUCGCAUUCCUCAACAACCUCAUCGGCAUUCCUGGCGACCAAACUCACCACGAUAUCUUUGGCAGUGCAUCUGAAUCGCUGAGCAAAGGGACCAGCAGCAAUCCCUCCUCGGAUACUGCAGCCGACAAUGACAGUGGGAGCCGAGACGACCAUGCCAGCGAUGGUGCGGAGUCUGGCUCUGGCUUUGCAUUCGUAUCGGUGCCUUCGUCAUCGCCCUCGCAAGACAUGGACCUGCUUCGACUAAUGCAGGCCAGUGUGGAUGCGCGGGACCUAGGCGACAAGCAGGGGCUGCUAAAUGCGGCUGCUGCAGUGUCUGCAGCGCUCACCUCCGAGCCCAACGGCGUCGGAACUCCUGCGCUAUCUGAAGAACACCUGGCACAUUCAUCACAGAUCCUGGCCCAGAUACUAUCUCCUCCGGAGUACCUGGCGUCAGCCAAGUCGACACUCAAGAGCAAUCCACCGGCGGCCGGAUUGUCAGCACCACAUCACAGUCUGGCAUCGCCGCUUGUAUUCAGCACUAGUGCCCUGUUCGGCGACGCAAAGUCCUCUUACCUCCUGGACAGCACCCAUGGCGGCUACUAGCCACUCGGCACUUCCGGCCAGCAAGCCAGCGCGGCAGCAGCAGCAAGCAGAAAGCAGCAGUAAUCUUUCAUCCGUCUGUCUCUU